AUGGGAGAACAUCCAUAUUUUAAUUUAAAAAGCUACGAAGAUUUUAACAAGCAAGAUAGUUUAAUACUUCUUAAGCCAAUAUAUAAUAAAAAAAUUAUGUUUACUGCUGCAAAGCCAAACAACAAAGACUAUAUUGAGGAAUCUGAGCAGUAAAUAAAUUAUCUUCUACUUUAAAAUAAUUAAGCAAAUACUUUUAAAUAAUUAAAAAGUUGUUUUCUUUAUUGUGAACCUAAGCAUAAAAAGCCUGAUGAAAAAUUCUAAAACUGUCUGAAAACUUGUCUUGCAAAAUGGAAAGGCAUUCACGAAUAUACAUCCACUCCUGAGUUUAGCGGACUUUUCUUACCCAAAAAACUAAAAUGA
Tetrahymena thermophila SB210 is the source of this 360-nucleotide messenger RNA. RefSeq lists its product as hypothetical. The transcript is spliced from 2 exons. The record is from RefSeq and is a predicted model, not a curated record. Lineage: Eukaryota; Ciliophora; Oligohymenophorea; Hymenostomatida; Tetrahymenidae.